GACUUUUUCUUUUUUUAUUGUUUCCACAGUUAUUAUUCAUAGACAUCAUGGGUAAAACAGCUACACCUGAAUUGAAAAUGUAUAUGGAUAAACAAUUAUCACUUCAAUUGAACAACAACCGAAAAGUGACAGGUAUUCUUCGUGGUUACGAUCCCUUUAUGAAUCUUGUCUUGGACGAAGCCAUGGAAGAAGUCAGUGCAACUGAAAAGAACGCGAUUGGCAUGGUGGUCAUUCGUGGUAACAGUAUCACCUUGAUGGAAUCUCUCGAACGUAUUUAAAAAAACAAACAAUCCUAUCUCAACAUGCCAUCUCUCUCACACACACACAUAUAUAUCUCUUCUCAACCCUCCACAGUUUUUUUUUUUUUUUUU
Halteromyces radiatus is the source of this 371-nucleotide messenger RNA. Its product is annotated as ribonucleoprotein LSM domain-containing protein. The transcript is spliced from 4 exons. NCBI's taxonomy places the organism in Eukaryota, Fungi, Mucoromycota, Mucoromycetes, Mucorales, Cunninghamellaceae. The record is from RefSeq and is a predicted model, not a curated record. Gene Ontology annotation, cellular component: spliceosomal tri-snRNP complex; P granule; U1 snRNP. Gene Ontology annotation, molecular function: RNA binding. Gene Ontology annotation, biological process: mRNA splicing, via spliceosome; spliceosomal snRNP assembly. The coding region runs from base 48 to 278 and encodes 76 amino acids.